Messenger RNA from Microbotryum saponariae, 1577 nucleotides. NCBI's taxonomy places the organism in Eukaryota, Fungi, Basidiomycota, Microbotryomycetes, Microbotryales, Microbotryaceae. The record is from the annotation of a GenBank genome assembly.
AUGGCCAAAAGGAUCAUCGCUACCACCCCUUCCGCACCGGACGAGCCGAGUCGUCCCAAACGAAUGCGACCGAUGCCCUUGUACGAGGCUUCGUCCCAGUUCAGGUUAGUUAGUCCCGGCCUCGACUCCCCCUCUGGAAGGUGACUGACCAGCUGGGGUAUCUUCGAUGUGAUAGGCAUUGGAGAUUCUCUGCUUCGCGAUUGGAUCGGUUACGACACGAGUUGAAUGCCGAGGCUGUCAAGGUUGUUGCGGCAAAGGUCGAACAGGAGCAAGUCAGUCAGCACUUCACUUCCCCCACUUGCUUGUUCCUUCGCUCCCUAAGCACUCAUGCUCAGCAUACCCCGUCUCAUCCAGGCCCAAGUCCAAGCAUCAACCAGCACCGAAACGCCAGAUAUCGAAACUCCGCCCGUCCCGCCUGCCGAACACAACUACCUCUCCGCGUCGGACGAGCUCGCCCUGGUGACGUACUACCUCGUUCAAAUACCCGGCCUGUGUCGGGCCUUCCAUUUGCCCGAGAUCGUCCAAGCGACGGCUCAGUCGUACCUCAAGAGGUUUUACCUCAGCAAUACGUGUAUGGAUUAUCAUCCCAAGCAUGUCAUGUACGUCCAACCCCAACUACGAUCUAGGCGUAGAGGGUUGGGAGUGGGGGGAAGAAUUCUCCUUCCCCCGAGCCACGCCUGUCGCCUGUCGCCUGACCAUCAUCUUCCCUUCAUCUCACACAGGCUCACCUGCGUCUUCCUGGCCUGCAAAACGGAAAAUCACAUGCUCUCAAUUGACGGCUUUGCGUCCAAACUCAAAGAAACACCCGCUUCGAUCCUCGACCUCGAAUUUCUCGUCUCCCAAUCGCUCAAAUUCGAAUACAAGGUCCAUCACGCCUUCACCGCUGUUCAAGGGCUCGGUUUGGAUCUUCAGGUCGGUUAAAAGGCAGCCGAACCAACUGAGUAAAGAGAGAGAGCUGACCAACUUUGUCGAACUUGCAUGUCCCCCCACCUAGACGACCCCAGCACCCCUUGAAUCCAUUUCAACCCUCUACGACCCCGCGCUCAAACACGCCCGUACGGCGCGUUUAACGGACCUCGAAUUCCUCUACUCGCCUUCCCAAAUCGCUCUUUCCUGCGUGCGUCUGAUCGAUCCUCUCGCAGUCGAAACUUGGCUCGACGCCAAAUUCGACCUCGUUUCGAAAAAAUCAACCACUCCUGAAGAUGAAGAGGGUGAUUCCGAUCGAGCGGAAUUGGAUAAAAGGGGUUUGUUGAAGCAGUUGGAUCGGAUAGGAGAGGUCAUCAAGGAUGUGGAUGAGAAUGGCGCGGUGGAUAAGGAGAAAGUUAAGCAGAUUGAUCGUAGGUUGAAGGGGGCCAGUAAUCCGGAGAAGGAUCCUAAAUCCAUCUUGUGAGUCCAGUCUAGGCGCAGCCAGGAGGACCUCGAGGUUGGGGGUGGCAACUAAUGUCUUUCUGAGCGUCGACGGUCGGGCGUGCAGGUACAAGCAAAAGCAAGAGGGAAUGGCCCGAGCGAGGGAGGAGAAAUCCAAGGCCAAGUCGGCCGCACGACCUCCAAACGACGACUCGAGUGUCUUUGACUAG